AAGAAACUCUUGCAUUAGAUUAGAUAUUUCGUUUAUUGUUGGCAAAAAUGUGCUCAAGUAGAAUAUUUGUUUUUAGUGUAGUUUUAAUAAGUAGCGUAACAUCUAAACCACGCAUAGCAUGUGAUGUAGAUGACCACAGAUGCCUAACAGAAGGUGCUGACAGAUCAUUCGAUGAGUUUAUUAAAGGUAUACCUGGUGUGCUACCAUCAGACCCUUUACGUCUAGAAUAUUUAGAAGUAGAUCUUCCAACGGUAUCGUACAAGUUAAUAGGAGCCUCACUCUCUGGUAUGAGUGAUUGCAAGGUGGAUUUUGUAAAAAUAUAUAGAAAAGAAAAGAAGUACCAUUAUCACGUUUCUUGCCCACAUUUAACUUUCCAAUCAAAAUGUGAUUUAAAAGGGUAUAUAGGUCCUCAAUACAUCGAGGGCAAAGGCUCAACGUGCAAAGUUGACCAUUAUGACUACAAUUUCCUUUUCAAUGGUGACUUUUACAGAAAAGUAAGGCCUGACAAUAAAGUUUACUUCGAAUUACUAACUAGUAAUUUAGAAAUUGAAGCUAAAGGGAAAGUGGUUUAUCAAGUUAAAGACCUAUUUAAUGGAAAUAAAGAGAAAACUGCCGCUGUACAGGACUUUUUGAACGAACACUGGCAAUUUGUGAAUAAACUGUUACGUACACCAACGAUGGGAGCUCUCAUGAAAAAAUACAUUAAAAAUAUCAACACUUACCUCAGUAAAGUGCCCGUGGAUGAUAUAUUCUACCAAGAUUAGUUCAUUAUCACUCGGAAAACGACCCUAAUUCAAUAAAGGUACUCUUAUGACUCGAUUAGAUUUUGGAACUGUUGUCUACGUUGUUUCUAAUUGACCUUGAUGACUGAGAAUGGCUCCAUGUAUUAAUCAAAUCCUAAUAAAAUCAUUAUGAAAUCGUA
This is a messenger RNA of Spodoptera frugiperda (fall armyworm), 922 nucleotides long. RefSeq lists its product as uncharacterized. NCBI's taxonomy places the organism in Eukaryota, Metazoa, Arthropoda, Insecta, Lepidoptera, Noctuidae. The coding region runs from base 48 to 764 and encodes 238 amino acids. The record is from RefSeq and is a predicted model, not a curated record. The transcript is spliced from 5 exons.